AUGGAGUUUUUCAAAAUUUUACUUUAUACGAUUGCUUGUAUCCUUUUCGGAAUCUAUCUUGUGCUACGUAAAAGAUAUUCCUAUUGGGCGGAACGAGGUAUUUUACACGACAAACCGGAACUUAUUUUUGGCAACAUGAAGGAGUUAGGGCGUACAAAAUCAGCAUUUAAAAUUGUUCAGGAUCUUUAUAUGAAAUACAAAGGAAAAGCAAAUUAUAUUGGUUUAUAUUCAUACAUACAACGUGCUUUAAUCGUACUUGAUUUGGAACUCGUGAAAAAUGUACUCAUCAAGGAUUAUGAGUAUUUCUCUACUCGUGGUAUUUACUAUAAUGAAAAGGAUGAUCCGAUUUCGGCGCAUUUAUUUAACUUGGAUUAUGAAAAGUGGCGAAUUAUGCGUAUUAAACUUACUCCGACAUUUACUUCGGGAAAAAUGAAAUUUAUGUUUCCAACUGUAGUUGAUGUUGCCACCCAAUUACUUGACGUAAUGAGAGAUGCACAUGAAUUAGAUACAUCCAAAACAGGAUCUGAGUUUGCAAAUAUUAUUGCGCGAUAUGCGGUGGAUGUCAUCGGAAGUGUUGUUUUUGGUUUAAGUUGUAACAGUCUCAAGGAUCCUGGAGCAGAAUUUAGAGCAAUGGGUGAAAAAGGUUUCCGUUGCCGACACAUAUGGUUAGUGCAUUCAUUUAUAAAUUCUUAUCCGGACUUAGCCAGAAAAUUAGGUAUGAAAUUUUACUUCGAUGAUGUUAGCGAAUUUUUUUUACGUAUUGUUCGUGAAACUGUAACAUAUCGUGAGAAAACUGGAACACAACGAAAAGAUUUCUUAAACCUGCUUAUAGAUUUGAAAAAUUCAGAUACUGCAGAUCCUAUGACAAUGGAGCAGAUAACAGCACAAACAUUUGUAUUUUUCACUGCCGGAUUUGAAACAAGUUCAUGUACACUGAGUUUUUGUCUAUAUGAAUUGGCUCUGAAUCAAAUGGUGCAGAAUAAACUUAGAGAGGAAAUUAUGGAAGUACUUACACGUUAUGAAGGAAAAUUUACAUAUGAAGCAAUGAAUGAAAUGAAAUAUAUGGAAAAGGUUUUAAAUGAAACUUCGCGAAAACACUCCAUUGUGCCGUGUUCAUUACGUAAAGCAGUGAAAGAUUAUGUUAUACCGAAUACAAAUCAUGUUAUUGAAAAAGGCAUGAAUGUAGUAAUACCUCUUGAUGCAAUUCACCAUGAUCCAGAAUAUUUUCCAAAUCCAGAAGUAUUUGAUCCAGAAAGAUUUUCUUCAACAGAAGUAAAAAAACGGCAUCCAAUGGCUUUUUUACCCUUUGGCGAUGGACCUCGGAUUUGUAUUGGAAUAAGAUUUAGCAAAAUGACGAUUAUGAUAGGUUUAGUAAUGAUAUUGCAGAAUUAUCGUAUUUUGCCUACGAUUAAAACUGAAGUUCCAAUUCAGUAUGACAUACAUAAAUAUAUGAAGAGUAGUAGAAAUGGAAUUUAUUUAAAAACUGAGAAGAUUAGUUAGAUUUAAAGA
Molecule: messenger RNA, 1509 nt
Organism: Teleopsis dalmanni
Lineage: Eukaryota; Metazoa; Arthropoda; Insecta; Diptera; Diopsidae
Product: cytochrome P450 6a8-like
Exons: 2
Coding region: 1-1500 (499 amino acids)
Molecular function (GO): monooxygenase activity; oxidoreductase activity, acting on paired donors, with incorporation or reduction of molecular oxygen; iron ion binding
Source: RefSeq, a predicted model, not a curated record